UGCAUGUCCAGUGGGGGUAGGUUUAAUUUUGACGAUGGAGGGUCCUACUGCGGAGGCUGGGAGGACGGCAAGGCGCACGGCCAUGGCGUCUGCACCGGCCCAAAGGGCCAGGGCGAAUACACCGGCUCGUGGAGCCACGGCUUUGAGGUGCUGGGCGUCUACACCUGGCCCAGCGGCAACACGUACCAAGGCACCUGGGCGCAGGGCAAGCGCCACGGCAUCGGCCUGGAGAGCAAGGGGAAGUGGGUGUACAAGGGCGAGUGGACGCACGGAUUUAAGGGGCGCUACGGUGUGCGGGAGUGCACGGGCAACGGGGCCAAAUACGAAGGGACCUGGAGCAACGGACUGCAGGAUGGCUAUGGCACGGAGACCUAUUCGGAUGGAGGGACAUACCAGGGCCAAUGGGUUGGUGGCAUGCGCCAGGGCUACGGUGUGCGGCAGAGUGUCCCCUAUGGCAUGGCCGCAGUCAUCCGCUCGCCCCUGAGGACGUCCAUCAACUCCCUGCGCAGCGAGCACACCAAUGGUGCGGCGCUGCACCCGGAUGCCUCCCCGGCAGUGGCCGGCAGCCCAGCCGUGUCCCGCGGUGGCUUCGUGCUGGUGGCCCACAGUGACUCGGAGAUCCUAAAGAGCAAGAAGAAGGGGCUGUUCCGGCGCUCCCUGCUGAGCGGCCUGAAGCUGCGCAAGUCUGAAUCCAAGAGCAGCCUGGCCAGCCAGCGAAGCAAGCAGAGCUCCUUCCGCAGCGAGGCAGGUAUGAGCACCGUGAGCUCCACGGCCAGCGACAUCCACUCCACCAUCAGCCUGGGUGAGGCCGAGGCCGAGCUGGCCGUCAUCGAGGACGACAUUGAUGCCACCACCACUGAGACCUAUGUGGGCGAGUGGAAGAACGACAAACGCUCAGGCUUCGGCGUGAGCCAGCGUUCGGACGGGCUCAAGUAUGAGGGCGAGUGGGUCAGCAACCGGCGGCACGGCUACGGGUGCAUGACGUUCCCCGACGGCACCAAGGAGGAGGGGAAAUACAAGCAGAACGUACUCGUGAGCGGCAAGCGCAAGAACCUCAUCCCGCUGCGUGCCAGUAAGAUCCGGGAGAAGGUGGACCGGGCCGUGGAGGCAGCCGAGCGGGCAGCCACCAUCGCCAAGCAGAAGGCCGAGAUCGCCGCGUCCAGGACCUCCCACUCCCGGGCCAAGGCUGAGGCAGCACUCACGGCCGCUCAAAAAGCCCAGGAGGAAGCGCGGAUCGCCAGGAUCACUGCCAAAGAGUUCUCGCCUUCCUUCCAGCACAGGGAAAACGGGCUUGAGUACCAGAGGCCAAAGCACCAGAUGUCCUGCGAUGACAUCGAGGUGCUCUCCACCGGGACACCCCUGCAGCAGGAGAGCCCUGAGCUGUACCGCAAGGGCACUACCCCUUCUGAUCUGACCCCAGACGACAGCCCCCUGCAAAGCUUUCCCGCCAGCCCCACGGCCACCCCUCCGCCAGCUCCUGCCUCCAGGAACAAGAUGGCCCACUUCUCCAGGCAGGUCUCCGUAGAUGAGGAGCGAAGCGGGGACAUCCAGAUGCUUCUUGAGGGCCGCGGAGGGGACUAUGCCCGCAACAGCUGGGGCGAGGAGAAGGCUGGGGCCUCUAGGGGUGUCCGCAGUGGUGUGCUGCGCAGCGGCCAGCCCACUGAGGACUUCCGCACCCGGGGCUCGGGCCACAAGCAGCCUGGGAACCCCAAGCCCCGGGAGCGGCGGACGGAGUCCCCCACCACGUUCUCGUGGACUUCUCACCACCGGGCAGGCAAUCCCUGUUCUGGGGGCCCCAAACUGUCAGAGCCAGACGAGGAGCAGCUGAGCAACUACAAGCUGGAGAUGAAGCCCUUGCUAAGGAUGGACGCCUGUCCACAGGACACGCACUCCCAGAGACGGCGUCACAGUCGGGGUGCCGGGGGAGACCGGCGCUCCGAGGACCGGGGCUUUGGGCUGCAGAGACUGAGGUCCAAGUCCCAAAAUAAGGAGAACCUCAGGCCAGCCUCCUCUGCAGAGCCCACGGUGCAGAAACUAGAGAGCCUGCGGCUGGGGGACCGGCCCGAGCCCCGUCUGCUGCGUUGGGACUUGACCUUCUCCCCACCCCAGAAGUCCCUGCCUGUUGCACUGGAGUCUGAUGAGGAGACAGGGGACGAGCUCAAGUCCAGUACGGGCUCAGCUCCCAUCUUGGUCGUCAUGGUGAUCCUGCUCAACAUUGGUGUCGCCAUUUUGUUUAUCAACUUUUUCAUCUGACGAGAUUGUUGUGACCACGGAAGCAAUGAUGUACAAAAGGAACGUUAAAAGCAAAACAGAAAGGGGAAUCUUGACUCAGACAGCCCCAUGACUCCUGUCUUUCCACGGAAGAACAACAUGACUGGGUAUCACUCACAGUAUGCCUUUUUUUCUGGGUAAUGUUUUUUGGAUUUUAGCCAAAAUUCUUUGCUUGUAUAACACGAUGCUGUGUGGCAUGGCAGGAGGAGGCCGGCAUGCCAUCCCUCCAGUGUGGUGUGAAAGGGUUCGGGGAUCUUCUUCGUGUUUCCUGCCGGGUGUGGAAGGUGUGAGAGGGGGCGCCUUCACCAGGGUGCCCGUCUAGCCGGGGGAGGGGGAGGGCAGCAAGGUAGCGCAGCUAUGGAAAGCCAGUGGCUCUGCCCUCCUCUCUGGAGUAGCUGCUGGGAGUGUGGGCCCGGGCCCAGGGACAGGGACAGGGAGUCCUGGCCUGUCUCCAUGGAGUCUGUGCUGCGUUCCUGUGGAGGGAGAGGGAAGCCCCUGCUCUUCUUCCCACAACAAACCAUGAUCCCUCUUCUCGGCACUGCCCCACGGCCCUCCUAAGGAGGCUGCCUCCCCACACUGAGUCUUACAGCAAAGUCUGUUCCCCUGCUGUCCUCUGCUCACUCAUUGUUGGCCCUGUCCAGCCAUCCUCCCUCCAGACCCAGGGAGGCCAUGCUGCAGACGUCCAGGGCUAACCCCGAUCUCGCCAGGCACAUCUAAGCCCUGAUGCCAAGGGGCUGUGGCCCACAUGCCCCGGACAGCCUGACAGCACGCCUGGGCUGAGCAUGUGGCGUUUUGCACCUAGUAUGCAGGAUGUAUAUUCAGGCUUCCGUGUCCCUGGCAGUGACGCCCCAUGGAGGACGUCACCUCUCACUGACCUCCACGGGGUCUCACAUCUUUGCACUGUGCCUGCCUCGACUACCCUGACAGAUAUGCAUAUUCCCUCCAGAUGCCUCAGUGCUACUCCAGAGCGAGUCUGGUCCCGGGACAGGAAUGUGGUUGAAGCCAGUGGCUUGAAUGUCCUGGAGACUGUUGCAUACCCAGCACUCCCGGAUGUACAAUGUAACUUGUUUCAGUCAAACAACAGGUUCCUCAUGUCUCUGCCUUCUCUACCAGGGUUGUUCCCUCAUCCAAACAAACGAACAAGGGAUGCCAGCUCGACUGGUACCCGCGGCUCCGUCAGUCUUCUUGGGUGCAGCCCGUCUGUCUUAUGGACUCUGCCUUGCUUUGCUCGUGUUCAGCUGUUCUCUGCUACCUUUCGAGCAGAUUUCUUUACUACAGUGCACUGGAUUGCUAUA
Molecule: messenger RNA, 3566 nt
Organism: Alexandromys fortis (reed vole)
Lineage: Eukaryota; Metazoa; Chordata; Mammalia; Rodentia; Cricetidae
Gene: Jph3
Product: junctophilin 3
Exons: 5
Coding region: 4-2253 (749 amino acids)
Biological process (GO): regulation of synaptic plasticity
Cellular component (GO): endoplasmic reticulum membrane; plasma membrane; junctional membrane complex
Source: RefSeq, a predicted model, not a curated record